AACUUGGGAUCACCCAGUGACUGCUGAGAUGUGUUUGAGUCUUACCUGCUGUUCCUGUUCGACAUUUAGUGACCUUUGAGCGGACCCUUUCUUAUUGCAUCAUGUGAGGCUGGACAACACAUCUAUUAAUGGCUAAAGUCGAUCCAAGAAAGUCAAACUCGUAUUCGUUCCACCGAUCAUUUCACUCAUAAGAGGAAUGCAGCGCACAAUGUCCAGCUUCACGGGGAUGUCUGAGGAGGCUGUCCGCCAGACUCGCAGCCAGAAGAGGGCGCUGGAGAGGGAGGCUGCCCCACAGUCUGUGGACCUCUCCAAUGUCGACAAUGAAAGCAAAAAACCCAAACUGGACCCUUCUGACCCUGCGUCAGAGGCACAAACUAAACCCAAGUCUGAUCUUUUACUGGCACAGGACGCUGCGAGCCGGACUAGACCCGGAUCAGAUCCUGAAACGGAGCCUGAGCAGAGCCGCUUGCCGUUACCAUUAGUGUUACCCCCAACUUCCCAGUCGGUGAAGGACGAUCGGGAUCGGACACAGAGACACCAGACGGCUGAGUCCGGUUCAGACAAUCGAAUUCACUGCAAUGACAGAGCAAGGACGGAGCCGACUACGGACCAAAAGAGCCGGCUCCGGCAGACGGAGCCGAAGGCCUCAGGUGGAAUACUUGCUGCAGGCGAGGUGAAGGCAACCAUUAAAGUGGAAGUGCAGACAGAGCAGCCUGUGGACAUGAGCACCACUAAAGGUAUAAAAAGGGAGAAGCGUCCCCCGUCCCCAGAAGACGACGACGUCAUCAUCUUGUCUGACAACGACUCCCCGAGUCCACCGAUGAACGGCCUGAGCCACUUCAAGGAGCUGGACACGGACCUGCUCAUGAAGAGCAGCCCAGCAGAAAGAGAACGGAUCAUCAAGCAGCUGAAAGAGGAGCUGAGACUAGAGGAGGCCAAGUUGGUGCUGCUGAAGAAACUUCGACAGAGCCAAAUUCAGAGGGACACUCUGCAAAAGCCCUCAGGUUUAUCCGGUUCCUCUGCUCCUCCUCCUCUAAUUCGAGGAACCAUUUCAAGCAAUAAAGGCUCUCAGCAGAUUUUGACAGGAAGAAGUUCAGGGACCGUCAUCCCUCCCCCUCUGGUCAGAGGAGGACAGCAAGUGUCGUCCAAACAUGGCUCCCAGAUUAUAAUGCCUCCUCUGGUUAGAGGGGCACAGCCCAUCUCCGUGUCUCCACAGCAGAUCCACGCUCUCCGCCAGCAGCAGCAGCAGCAGCAGCUGGCAGCAACCGGAGGUUCAGGAUCUGGCCCCCCUCCUCUGCUACUGGGCACCAGGAACUCGGCCACCACGGCCCAGGGACAAAGAGGCAUGGUCCAGUCGGGCCUGAUCCGGGUCGGCAACAGUGCAAACACGCUGGCGUCUGCAUCCGGUCUGAAGGCCUCCUCCUUGGGAAGCGGUGGUAUUUCUGUUGUCGGUGUCAACGACUCUCCAGCUAGCCGCCAGGCUGCGGCUAAGCUAGCCCUGCGGAAACAACUGGAGAAGACCCUGCUGGAGAUCCCCCCACCCAAGCCACCUGCGCCAGAGUUUAACUUCCUGCCCUCUGCAGCUAACAAUGAGUUCAUCUACCUGGUGGGACUGGAGGAAGUGGUGCAGAACCUGCUUGAUACCAUCCACAGAGGAAAAACAGGUGUGCCACUCUCUAAGCAAGUCAUCCGAGACCCUUUCAUCUGCACCCAGUGCAAUACUGACUUUACCUGCCGCUGGAGGCAGGACAAGGCUAAAGGCGGGGUUGUGCUCUGCGAAGACUGCAUGUCGUCCAAUCAGAAAAAGGCUUUGAAAGCUGAGCACACCAAUCGGCUGAAAGCUGCGUUCGUCAAAGCGCUGCAGCAGGAGCAAGAGAUAGAUCAGCGCAUUAUCCAGCAGGUGUCCUCCCCGGUCUCCCACAGUACCUCGUCAUCUGCCUCAUCUGCCGCCUCGUCACUGAAGGCAGAGCAGCUGGUGUCUCAGCAGCUGAAGCAGGUUCAGGCCAGAGUUUCCUCCCUCCAGCACCACCACCAGGCCAACAGGGGAGCCAACAUCCUCCAUCAUCACUCCAUUAAGCAGAGCUCACAGGGCCACCUGUCCCACGGCGUCUCCUCUUUGGGGAUGAGGGGCGUCCCCCACUCGUUCUCCUCCUCCUCGCAGCUGCAGAGUGCGGUGGCGGCCGCAGCUUUGGUUAGCCGGCCAGGUAAGCAUGCCCACGUUUCCCACCGCUCUGUCCAGAGUUCAAAGGUGAGCAGCAGUGGGAUCAGCGGCGGCAGGAAUGUCAGCGGAGGUAGUGCCUCAUCAGCUGCAUGGAAGAAGCAGAGCAGCAGUAACGCAGGUAGACCCGCAUUAAAGCCAGCCCAACUCUGGCGCCUGACAUCUCCUCUCUUUCAACUCCUGUCUGGUCCAAAAGCAAUCCUUGAGCACGUUUCGUCCAAAUUCUAGUAGUGCCUAGAAACGCAUUAAGUGAAAAACAUUAGCUGAGAUCAGAAAGACAAAAUGACACGGGAGGAAAUGUUUUCGGACAAGGCAAACCCACUCUGGAGUUCCCUUCCUGGAAUUGAUCCCAUUUUUCCUACUUUAGUCCCCUGGUUUUGGUGAGCUCAUGUUUUUCCUGGGUGUCUGCUGUAAAGUGUGUUAGAGUAGAAAAUCUUUCAGUUUUUCCAACACAGCGGCAGUCGGAAGUUUACAACAUGGUUCAAUCAUUUAUUUUACUUUUCCUGUUUUCAGUGAGGAAUACGAUUACACCAAAAGUUAGAAAAAGAAAACCAAUUCUAAUUUAUACAAGGUGACAAGUUAUUUAACCCCAAGUGAUGCAACGAGUAGCUUCUUAUUUCACGUAUCGUCCUGUGGUCCUGGAAGUGGUGUUAAGGUGUGUUUUAGAGGGGUCAAAUCAUCGGUAUGAAGCAGAGAAAACUUCUGACGAGAUUGAAGAAGCUACAAAAAUUGGGUUGCAAACCGUCAAACGCAUCAAUAGAAACUGGAAGUGGGAAACCAUCGUCUUUGAGAAGGAAAUACAGUCAGAAAUGAAUCCUGAAUAAUCAGUAAUUAUUUAAAUGUUUGAAAUCAAAUUGAAGAAAAAGACCACUAGAACUCACUCAUAUUUUUAAUAGUAUAAAAGCACCGAACAGCUACGCAUCCAUAAGAAAACUAAUAAUACAUUAGGCUAACUGGAGAAAAAAGCUCCAAUUUGCAGGGAAACAUAAACAUGAGCGACGGAGGGAGGUCAUGUGGUCUGAGUCCAGCUUUACCCAGAAGGAAAGGCGCAUCAGGGCAAGAAGUGCGGAGAGUGUUCUGUAGCAGCUUGUGGGGGCGGGGCAGCGCUGUGAUCUGGGGUUGCUGCAGUUUGCCAGGUCCAGCUUCAGCAAUAUAAUGAAGUCAGCUGACUACCCAAAUACUGAAUGAUCAGGUUUUUCCAUCAGUUAAUUAUUCCUUCCCUGAUGGCGUGUUCACAUUCCAAGAGGACAAUGUCGGGACUCAUCAGGCUCAAAUUGUGAACAAGUGAUUCAGGGAGCAUGAAAAAUGAUUUUCACACAUACGUCGACGACCGUCAAUUUCAGACCUUAACCCCAUUGAGAAGCCUUGGGAUGUGCUGAAGUGAAUCUUCAGACAUCAUCAAAACAAUACCACAGUGAACGCAUUCGACAGUCAAAGCUAAAGGAGGCCCAAUUAGGUAAUGAUAUUUUGAACUAGUUUGUGUUCUUGAACGAUGCUGGCCUUUAACUAUAAAAUACUUUUGUCUUAUAGUUGUGGACUUUCUGAAGGCUUACUGCUAGCCUGCUAAAUUUAUUCCAAAGCCAGUUUUGAUUGGAUCAUUGUCCUGUUGAGGCAACUCGCAGUCACAGUUUUGACCCAAACUGUGACCCUCAGAUGAAAGGGGUUUCCUCGGAUUAUUCAGGAGCAACCCAGGAACCACCAAGGCCCAAGUCUGACAUGAACUAGAAACCUUUGGCAGAGUAGUGCCAAUUUCCAAAGGGAGGUGAGAUCAACACGGGCUAAGAGGGCAUUGCUUCCACAACUGACAUCCUCAAUCAGGACAGAAAUAUGCCUUCUUUGGAGGGCUUUUAUGAUCAAAGGAGACAAACGAUUAGUCCGCAAUGUGGAAAAGAUGUUGGAUGAAUUUACUUCAACUCUGCUUAAAACCUUGGGACAUUUAAAUAAAUAGCAGGUCAGUUCCCAAAGAGUCAAUAAACGUAAGUAAACUCUGGCUCUGGCAGGAAGAGUGGUCAAGUAUUCAGGCAUAAAUAUUAUGCCACAAGCUAGAAAGCAUCUGAUCGAGGUGCCAUUCGCAAAUGAACAUUUGGUAACAUUACAUCAUUUAUAUGUGUAUAAAUAUUUAUCAGAUUUGAGCCUGUACGUUUUUAAAAAAAAGAAACUCUUGGACCCAGGCCUUUUUCAAAUUAAUUACAAAAAAGAAAACGAGUGUAUGUAAACUUCUGACUGCACCUGUGUUUGCCUGCGCAUCGUGGGGACCUUGGGUGGCUUCGUAUUCAAGUAGUCGUACUACUCCACCGAUUUCUCCACAACGAGCUCCACAGACUGACCGCUGCUUGUUCGCAGGAGUGACCAUGGCCUACGUGAACCCGAGCCUGACCGGUCACAAGACCUCGGCCACUGUGGACGCCCGUCAGAGAGAGUACCUGCUGGACAUGAU
This is a messenger RNA of Xiphophorus maculatus (southern platyfish), 4655 nucleotides long. Its product is annotated as transcriptional repressor p66 alpha-like. The record is from RefSeq and is a predicted model, not a curated record. Gene Ontology annotation, molecular function: sequence-specific DNA binding. The transcript is spliced from 11 exons. The coding region runs from base 197 to 2446 and encodes 749 amino acids. Lineage: Eukaryota; Metazoa; Chordata; Actinopteri; Cyprinodontiformes; Poeciliidae. Gene Ontology annotation, biological process: negative regulation of transcription by RNA polymerase II. Gene Ontology annotation, cellular component: NuRD complex.